This is a messenger RNA of Malania oleifera, 2074 nucleotides long. Its product is annotated as calcium-dependent lipid-binding protein. Gene Ontology annotation, molecular function: lipid binding. Gene Ontology annotation, cellular component: endoplasmic reticulum. Bases 240 to 1748 code for a protein of 502 amino acids. The record is from RefSeq and is a predicted model, not a curated record. The transcript has 12 exons. Lineage: Eukaryota; Viridiplantae; Streptophyta; Magnoliopsida; Santalales; Ximeniaceae.
AAAAACGAAGGGACUGUUAUGUAAUUAACCAAAAAAUUGAAUGCAGAUAGGUGAUGGGAAGCAGGCCCCUUGGCCUGCUUGACUUAAUAGUUAUUCUUCUGUUCUUGUGGAGGGAAUGCAAGGAAGACGUUUUGAGAUGACAUUGCAGACACAGGGAAGAGAGAGAAACAGGAUUCCAUAGGAGAAUUACUCGCUUGAUUGAGGGAUUGAAGUGAAAUUUCUGGUUCAAAUAAAGAAAUAUGGGUUUGAUUUCGGGAAUUUUGAUGGGGACGAUAUUUGGGAUUGCAUUGAUGGCCGGAUGGCGUCACAUGAUGCAGUACCGAAGCACCAAGCGCAUCGGGAAGGCAGUUGAUAUAAAGCUUCUUGGGUCCCUCAAUAGGGAUGAUCUGAAGAAAAUUUGUGGCGAUAAUUUUCCUGAAUGGAUUUCUUUUCCUGUGUAUGAACAGGUGAAAUGGAUGAACAAGCAACUAAGCAAAUUGUGGCCAUUUGUUGCAGAUGCAGCGACAUUGGUAAUAAAAGAAUCUGUUGAGCCGCUCUUAGAAGAAUAUCGACCUCCGGGAAUAACUUCUCUGAAAUUUAGCAAAUUGUCACUUGGAAAUGUGGCACCAAAGAUUGAAGGAAUUCGUGUUCAGAGCCUUAAGAAAGGUCAAAUCACAAUGGACAUUGACUUCAGAUGGGGGGGUGAUCCGAGCAUCAUAUUAGGUGUUGAAGCUGCACUUGUUGCAUCAAUACCUAUUCAGUUAAAGGAUCUUCAAGUUUUUACUGUUAUUCGUGUUAUCUUCCAACUUGCGGAAGAGAUCCCUUGCAUUUCUGCUGUUGUUGUUGCACUGCUUUCAGAGCCAAAGCCCAGAAUUGAUUAUACUCUGAAGGCCGUUGGUGGAAGCUUAACAGCCAUUCCUGGAAUUUCAGAUAUGAUUGAUGAUACUGUAAACACAAUCAUUUCAGAUAUGCUUCAAUGGCCACACAGGAUUGUUGUUCCCAUUGGUGGCAUACCUGUAGAUACAAGUGAAUUAGAACUUAAACCACAGGGAAAGCUUACAGUGACAGUUGUGAAAGCAAAUGAUUUGAAGAACAUGGAGAUGAUUGGAAAAUCUGAUCCUUAUGUGGUUGUGCAUAUUCGACCACUAUAUAAGUACAAAACAAAGGUUAUUGACAACAACCUGAAUCCUGUUUGGAAUCAAACAUUUGAGUUGAUUGCAGAAGACAAGGAGACUCAAUCUCUUAUUCUUGAGGUUUUUGAUGAGGACAUUGGGCAAGACAAGCGAUUGGGCAUAGCAAAAUUACCUUUGACUGGGCUAGAAGACGAAACUCCAAUGGAUAUUGAUUUAAGACUGCUACCUUCACUCGAUAUGCUUAAAAUAAAAGAUAAGAAGGAUAGAGGAACCCUUAUGAUAAAGGUCUUGUACCAUGAAUUCAACAAGGAAGAGCAGUUGGCUGCUCUGGAAGAAGAGAAGAGGAUCUUGGAGCAGAGAAAGAAACUGAAAGAGGCAGGAGUCAUAGGGAGCACAAUGGACGCACUUGAUGGAGCAGCAUCUCUUGUUGGUUCUGGGGUUGGGCUAGUGGGAACUGGUCUCGGUGCUGGAGUUGGGAUUGUUGGGAGCAGCCUGGGAGCUGUUGGCAGUGGCCUGAGCAAAGCUGGGAAGUUCAUGGGCCGGAGUAUAACGGGGCAAUCUAGCAGCACUAAGAAGAGUGGCUCCACAACUCCAGUGAAUAGCGCCCAAGAGAAUGGUGGUGCCAAGCCACUCUAAGCUCCUCUGCAGAUAUGCUGGUGUAGUGUGUGAAUUUGGCUGCGUCCUUUCUUGGCCUCGAUGGUUGGAGUGACAUUAUGCCUUUGUUCAUUCUUUCUUUCUUUCUUUUUCCUUUUCUUUUUUUCUUUUCGGGUGUCUUCACCUGUGUCUUCUGCUAGUUUAAAUAUCUUCUGUGCCACCAAUAUAGUUGUUGUUUAAGUCUUAGCGUUGUUCAUCGCAUACUUGCGUGGUAGAUGUGUAUUAAAACUUUGUUUGAAAUUUGUUUCAGUAUAGUUGAAUCAACUUCAUCUACCAUAAAACUAUAUAUAUGAAUAAUUCAAAAUGAA